CAUUUUGAUAUCUUAUCGUCAACCUCUGCCAACUGAACUGAAUCCAUUCCCCCCCCACCCCACCCCCACGCCAUUAUUACUAUGAAGCUAACUGGAAGAAGCUGAGCUAAUUUAAAAAUGGCCUUGUCGACGGCGAAAUUUACAGAAUUGCCACCACACUUGUUCUCUACCUUCUCUUCCCGUUCUUUCCGACCUCCAUUCACUCUUUUCCUUCAACCCUUCGUAUCCCUCCGCCGUACCAUCACCGCCGGCAGCACCAGAACCAACAUUUCCCGGAAGGAUCACCGGAAACCUUAUAGAGAGUCAAAUUACAGUUCUACCCCCGGGAAAUCAAAUCGCUCGCACUCUUCUACUUGGUUAAACAAAUGGCCGAAUACAUCGCCUCCAAUAGAACAAUUAUCGAAUUUGAGAACCGUUGAUUCCAAAACGGAAACUAGAAUUUUUGAUGAGAAUACUAGAGUAGGGACUACAGCGAUUGAUAGGAUUGUACUCAGGUUGAGAAACUUAGGAUUAGGUUCUGACGAUGAAGAAGAAGAGGAGGGAAAUUUGGAGUUGGAUUCUAGUUCGAUGAUGCGGGGUAGCAGUGAAGAAGAGAAGCUAGGUGAUUUGUUGAAGAGAGAUUGGGUUAGACCGGAUAUGAUAUUGGAAGAGAGUGAUGAUGAGGGAGAUACAUUGUUGCCAUGGGAGCGGAGCACGGAGGAGGAGGUGGUGGAGGAUCAGAGGGGAGGGAGGAAGAGGACAGUGAAGGCGCCGACAUUGGCUGAGCUAACGAUUGAGGAUGAAGAAUUGAGGAGGCUGAGGAGAAUGGGUAUGACUUUGAGAGAAAGGAUUAAUGUACCUAAGGCUGGGGUUACAGGAGCAGUGUUGGAGAAGAUUCAUCAUACAUGGAGGAAGAAUGAGCUGGUUCGGCUAAAGUUUCACGAGGUUUUGGCUCAUGAUAUGAGAACCGGCCACGAGAUUGUAGAGCGUCGCACUGGUGGGCUUGUAAUAUGGAGGGCAGGAAGCGUUAUGGUGGUGUAUCGAGGAAGUAACUAUGAGGGGCCUUCUUCAAGAUCUCAAUUUGUGAAUGAGGAAGCCAAUGCUCUCUUUGUUCCAGAUGUUUCAUCUGACAAACCUAUUUCAAAAGACAGCAAGAGCUUCAAUCCAGUUAUUGAAAAUCGUAGUCAAGUUCAUCCUAACCGUGUCCUAAACAUGACUGAGGAGGAAGCAGAAUUCAAUAGGGUAUUAGAUGGUUUAGGCCCACGUUUUGAGGAUUGGUGGGGUACGGGGGUACUUCCUGUUGAUGCUGAUUUGCUCCCUCAGACAAUUCCAGGCUAUAAAACGCCUUUCCGACUUCUUCCUACCGGAAUGAGAUCACGCUUGACAAAUGCAGAAAUGACGAAUCUCCGGAAAAUUGCUAAAUCACUUCCUUGCCAUUUUGCUCUUGGGAGAAACAGAAAUCAUCAAGGGUUGGCUGCUGCUAUAAUCAAGCUCUGGGAGAAAAGUCUAGUUGUCAAAAUUGCAGUCAAGCGUGGAAUUCAGAACACAAACAACAAGCUGAUGGCAGAGGAGUUAAAGAUAUUAACCGGGGGAGUCCUACUUUUGAGAAACAAAUAUUACAUAAUCUUUUAUCGAGGAAAGGAUUUUGUCCCACCUACUGUUGCGGCUGCUUUAGCCGAAAGGCAAGAGUUGACAAAACAGAUCCAAGAUGUUGAAGAAAAAACACGGAGCGGGCCCGCUGAAGUGGCACCAUCGACUACAGAUGGACAGGCUGUUGCCGGUACUUUAGCAGAAUUUUAUGAGGCUCAGGCUCGGUGGGGGAGAGAAAUAUCUGCUGAAGAACGUGAGAGAAUGUUAAAAGAAGCAGCUAUGGCUAAGACAGCCAGAGUAGUCAAGCGGCUUGAACAUAAAUAUGAGAUUUCCCAGGCCAAGAAGCUUAAAGCAGAGAAACUUUUAGCUAAGAUUGUGGAAUCCUGGAUUCCUGCUGGUCCUUCUGAUGACCUGGAAACAAUAACAGAGGAGGAAAGGGUCAUGUUGCGUAAAGUUGGAUUAAGAAUGAAGUCAUACCUGCCACUUGGUAUUCGUGGUGUCUUUGAUGGUGUUAUUGAGAACAUGCAUCUGCAUUGGAAACAUAGGGAACUUGUGAAGUUAAUAUCAAAAGAAAAGGAACUUGCUUUCGUUGAAGAAACAGCUAGACUAUUGGAAUAUGAAAGUGGCGGGAUUUUAGUGGCAAUAGAAAGAGUGCCAAAAGGUUAUGCUCUUAUUUUCUACCGUGGGAAGAACUAUAGGCGGCCUAUCAGCCUCAGGCCAAGGAACCUUCUGACAAAAGCAAAAGCACUAAAACGUAGAGUGGCGCUGCAGCGUUACGAGGCUCUCAGUCAGCAUAUAUCAGAGUUGGAGACAACGAUAGAGCAAACGAAAAGGGAAAUUGGUGAUUUUGGUAAGACAGACAUUAAUACCAGCAAUUUGGAGGUGCUUGAUCAGUUCAAUCAGCUCUCAGAAUCCCAAAGUGAAGAUGCAGAUUCAUGGUUAGGGUCUGAUGAUGACGGGGAUGAAGAUCUUGAAUGGGAGAACGAUGAUGAUUCAGAACACUCCAGUCUCGAGGACAACGAAACAGGAUAACAAUACUUCAUGGCUUAUACUUUAUGUGGAAUUGCAUUAUAUUAUGGCCAUAAUCCAAUUGAGCCACAACAAUCAUCUUUCUGAGGUUUUGGAUCAUAAUUUGAGGUUAAAGAUCUCUACUUAUGGCAUUGAUGGAGCCUUUGGAUCACUGGUCGAUUCAAAUUAUGGAAGGGCUUUCACGUUCAUCCAAGCUCAGUUUAUUCCAAUGAAAGAAUGAACUUGGCCCAAAUUUUGUACAUGGAAGAAUUAACUGGAGUACUCGUCUUCUGGAGCUCACACUUUACUAUCAACUGCUAGUACUUUGGUCCUUUGGUGAACAUUGUAAUUAGUGUAGAUGUACUUGCUUUGUCAAUCAUCCUAUAUUCCAGUUUUUGUAAUUUCUUUGUUCAAUUAUAGAGUGAAUGUUGUCAAGGAUGAAUGACACAUCCAAGGAGGAAAACUGAAAGAUAACAUGAAUAAGUUUAAAUUUUAAAGUUAACUAAGUAGAAGUGAAUAUUUAUGAUUCCA
Capsicum annuum is the source of this 3108-nucleotide messenger RNA. Its product is annotated as CRM-domain containing factor CFM3, chloroplastic/mitochondrial. Gene Ontology annotation, biological process: RNA splicing, via transesterification reactions. Bases 118 to 2601 code for a protein of 827 amino acids. Lineage: Eukaryota; Viridiplantae; Streptophyta; Magnoliopsida; Solanales; Solanaceae. Gene Ontology annotation, molecular function: mRNA binding. The record is from RefSeq and is a predicted model, not a curated record. The transcript is spliced from 10 exons.